AUGAAAGUUGUAUCCCCUCAUAAUAAAAAUGGUGUACCUAUUGUCCUUCCUAUUGCUGAAGAAGGUAUUGAUGAUGAAAGUAUUGAUGAUGUAGAAGAAACCUCACCUUUUGAUCCAAAUGAUGAACUAGCAGUUAAGGAACUCCAACAGCAAAUAAAUAUAUUGCAUGUUUGUAAUCCAAUGCCAAUUGAAGACUUGCUAAACCUUGAAGAAGAACAAGAAGAACAAUUGAACAUUUUACGUAGUGCUUUAAGAAUUGUUGAUGAAAGGAUUGAUGAUGGUAGAGAAACAAUGAAAUCAUUAUGCAAGCUAUAG
Dentiscutata heterogama is the source of this 315-nucleotide messenger RNA. Lineage: Eukaryota; Fungi; Glomeromycota; Glomeromycetes; Diversisporales; Gigasporaceae. The record is from the annotation of a GenBank genome assembly.